AUGCCGUGGAGCCCGAAAGAAGUUGAAAAUUACAAGAAAAAAAUUCCUGUCGUAUUACACAUGAAAUUACAAAUAGCCGAUGUAUUACUGACAAAAAUAAUAUCAUUGGUAAGUACAACCAAUACACUGGCAGAACGUAAUCAACAUCUUCAAAAUGUCUUGACCUUCUUGAGACAACGAGCUAAAGAUACUGAAACAAACCACAAAUUUCUCUUAACAAAAAAGAACGAAAUUGAAGUUUCCGGUCGGUUAAAUGCUCACAUGCACGAACGCUUUUUACGUGAUAUUCCAUUAUAUGCUUUUAUGAAUGAUAAUCAUAAAACUGUUUUCAUUAAAAAAUUAUGUGGUGCCUUUUUUGAUAUCAUGAAGUUAUAUAAUAUUACUGAUAUAUAUCAUCAGCAUGUAAACAAUCAAUUGAUUGGCGCGAAAGAUAUAAGAAUUUAUUCGGAGGCAAUGCUGUCAGCAUCUUCUGAAUAUAUAUAUAUAUUCAUGUGUUGGGCACAAUCAUGCGUUAGAAUUGCAUCAAGAAUAUAA
Molecule: messenger RNA, 534 nt
Organism: Didymodactylos carnosus
Lineage: Eukaryota; Metazoa; Rotifera; Eurotatoria; Philodinida; Philodinidae
Source: the annotation of a GenBank genome assembly